CAAAAAGGAGUAACAUGGACAGGGUUAAAGAGUCUUUGCUUAUUUCCAAAGAGGUACACACAAUUUAUGAAGAUAUUUUAAAUUCUUAUGUUGCAGAUUUUUACGUAGAAAAUCACUGGAACAAGUUGUCCAACAGCUGGAAGAUAUUUUUUGAAUCUGCCAAUUUAAGUGACAUAGGAUUCAUAAAACUGAUAAUCCAACACAGCAUAUCCAGAGACCAGAAGCAAUUGUCCCAGUCAAUGACUCUCCCUGAGCCAUUCAUGAAGUUCUUCUGGAAGAGCAUCAAAGAAAAAAAACGUCAUGAAUUAGCGUUGAUGUCGGCAAAGUCUUAUGAAACAGCACUGAAAUCAGGAUGUAAAUACAUAGUUGAUAUUGGAAGUGGAGUUGGGCAUUUUAGCAGGAUGUUAGCUUAUGGUUAUGGGUUUACUGUUUGUACAUUUGAAGCAAACCCUGACCUAGUAAAACAGGCUUACAUACUGGACAGUCAGUUUGAGAAGAUCCUUGAUAUAAAAAAAAUCCCCCACAAAUGUAAGACAAGCACAGUACAUAUAAACAAGAGAAUUGAAAAUGACUUAACCAGUCAAGAGUUUGUAGCUUUAGUCAAAGAAGCAUUUAAACUAGACAUAGACAAUUUCCAAUUUGGCAUAGUUGGGUUGCAUCCCUGUGGAAAUUUGGGACCAACUCUCUUGAGACUGUACAGUGAAUCCAAAAAUGCAAAUUUUAUAAAUAUUGCAAGCUGUUGUUACAUGAAACUUGGCUUAUCUACUGAUUUUGUAGGAUUUCCAUUGAGCCAGUUUUGUAUAAACAAUAACUUUAAUUUAUCAUACUUGUCUUGUGAAAUUGCCUGUCAUUCUAUAGAAAACUACUCAAAUAAAUUAAAGUUAGGUCUAUACAAUAAUUUAAAGGUUCACGCCUUUAGAGCUGCCUUAGAACAGAUUUUAGAACAAAUUGAUCCCAGUUUAAGACACAAACAACUUUGUGGAGUGAAAUAUCAAGACAAUUUAUCUGUGGAGGAAUAUUGUACAAAGGCGUUAAGACGUUUGGAUUUGAACAUACCUGAGUCUGUUUUUGUUAAGUUUGACAAAAUUAUAGACAAAACUUGGAAACAUGUUGUAUGUUUUUACUCAGUUAGAUUAUUAUUAGCUCCUCUUGUGGAAACUAUUAUAUUGUAUGACAGGAUGUUAUUUGUUAGGGAAAAUACAGGUUGUUGUCUAAUAGAACCUGUUUUUGAUUGUGCAAUAUCGCCAAGAAAUCAUGUAUUGACUGCAUAUAAAUUAUUUGAAACUUAUUCUUUGUUUUAUUCUAUUGAAAUCGAUUAUACUCUGUUCGGCAAGGACGUACAACUAGAAACCCUGGGUAUUGAGACCUUACAACUUCCCCCGAGGUCAACUGACCUAAAUCCCAUCGAACAUGCAUGGAAUUUGCUGAAACAGCGGCUUUCGAACCAUCAACCCCUCCCUAUAACUCAUCGAGAGCUUCGAGCUAUAAUUUCGCUUACGUGGGCUAAUAUACCCCAAGAAGAAUUGAGUAACUUCAUUGAAGGCAUGCAGGGGAAGUGUCAAGCAGUCAUCGAUGCCCUUGGUGGGCAUACAACAAACUAA
This is a messenger RNA of Aethina tumida (small hive beetle), 1601 nucleotides long. Its product is annotated as methyltransferase-like protein 25B. NCBI's taxonomy places the organism in Eukaryota, Metazoa, Arthropoda, Insecta, Coleoptera, Nitidulidae. Gene Ontology annotation, molecular function: nucleic acid binding. The record is from RefSeq and is a predicted model, not a curated record. The transcript has 3 exons. Bases 15 to 1601 code for a protein of 528 amino acids.